AUGCCGCUGAAUGGAAAUAAGGAUUUGUCCGGUGAUUUUGUGGUUAGAUCAACCAUGGGCAAGGGCUUUGACACCUUCAGGGGCAUUCUCCGGCAGCAGGGGUUGGAGAAUUUCUUUAGGGCUAGCUGCUUUGGGCCCUAUUUAGAUUUGCCUGAAGAUACCGGUGCCCGAUUUCAAAUGACAAUGGUUUCUGAGCUUUUGAAGCGUAAGAUUAUUUGUGAUAGAAAGGAUGAGAUUUGGAUCAAUUACUGUGGCAUGCCGUGGGGAAAGAGCUACACUCAAAAGAAAUUGUUGCAAGAUUUGGAGUCCAAAACAUUCUCAAAAAAGCACAAGGAGGCACCGUGCUUAGUUUGGUUUGUGCACAGUGUUCUUUGGGCAAGAGACGUAAACUACAACAUACCGCUUGGAUUGAUUAAACUUGUUGAGGACUAUGAUGCCUUCAACAACUAUGCCUGGGGUUUUCAAAGCUUUAGCUUGACUGUUGAAUAUUUGAUGAAGCAUUUGAAGCCAACGGGGAAGACACAAAACCUAUAUGGCUUCCCUUGGGCUUUCAUGGCUUGGGCAUUUGAAGCCAUUCCUCACCUCAGGCAUCAAGUCAAGGAAUACUCCGAAGAAGUUACCUAUCCAAGAAUUCUUAGAUGGCUCACUGCCAGGAACAACACAAAAUUGAGUGUUGACCUUUUCAACCCCCCUAAGGAAGCUGUAAGCAUUAGAACACAACAGAUGACUAGGUGUUGCAACAGCUUUUAUAAUCUGCUGCAACAACACAUGCAUCUGUUGCAACAAGUUACCUAUCUGUUGGAAAAUGUCCAACAGAUAAUUAACCUGUUGCAACAAGUUACCCAACAGAUAAAUCUGUUAUAA
Molecule: messenger RNA, 864 nt
Organism: Lycium ferocissimum
Lineage: Eukaryota; Viridiplantae; Streptophyta; Magnoliopsida; Solanales; Solanaceae
Exons: 3
Coding region: 1-864 (287 amino acids)
Source: RefSeq, a predicted model, not a curated record